Molecule: messenger RNA, 3336 nt
Organism: Xenopus tropicalis (tropical clawed frog)
Lineage: Eukaryota; Metazoa; Chordata; Amphibia; Anura; Pipidae
Gene: nr2e1
Product: nuclear receptor subfamily 2 group E member 1
Exons: 9
Coding region: 802-1962 (386 amino acids)
Biological process (GO): nervous system development; intracellular receptor signaling pathway; regulation of DNA-templated transcription
Cellular component (GO): nucleoplasm; nucleus
Molecular function (GO): sequence-specific DNA binding; DNA-binding transcription factor activity, RNA polymerase II-specific; sequence-specific double-stranded DNA binding
Source: RefSeq, a predicted model, not a curated record
GACCCAGUGAAAGGAACACACUUUAUUCGAUAGGCGAUAACAUCCCUUCUCCCUAACAGUUCUGGGAAGAUGUGCGCAGUCAGGCUGAGCAACACUCGCUCCCUUCCCAAGAACACAUGGCACAAACGCAGGCAGAUAUACGGUACCUGAGAGUGAUGGGAGAGUCUGUAAGAUCCUGGGCUGAGUGGCAGAGUGCAGCCAACUAGCCCAUCGUGCCCCCCCAUUCCCACACCCACCUCCCCUGGGCAAUGUGACGUCACCAUGCUCCGGGACUGGGGGAGAGCAGGGAAAGCUAAUGGGCAAUGAGAGAGCAAUUCUCCUCCCUUGCGUCCUGUCACUUGCUCCAAUCCCUAUUUUAUUGUAGGGGCUGCUGCUGCCUGCGGCUCAGAGCACAAAGUCACAGGGUGUAAUGAACUUGUGAGCACCUUGGCUUCCCUUAUCUUUGCCCUGUCACUUUCCUGCUGUAGUGCCCUGACUCCAUGUCUCUGGGGCACCUGCAUUCUUACCCUCUCACUGGCACUGGGGUGGCGCAAUCUCUAAGAAGUCACACAACUUAUUUUUAAUUUUUUUUUUGGUAAUUCCUUGUUGGAUAAUUUUUAUCUCGUACGGUGAAUGUCAGAAGGGAAGCGGUUCUGUCGAAUAUUUAAUUCGAUCUUGCUAGCGAUCAUCGGUCGAUCUGACUGUGCCCUGCAGGAUGCUGUGAUUUGCCCGGAGUAGCAAGCUGUGAGCUGUGGAGUUGCACCUGUGCAUAGGAGACUUAUUGGCCACCGGCGGGAAUUUGGGUCACUUUCUGCGGACAAGAUGAGCAAACCGACAGGAUCAACAAGUCGGAUCCUGGACAUACCAUGCAAAGUAUGCGGAGAUCGUAGCUCAGGUAAACACUAUGGAGUGUACGCCUGUGAUGGAUGCUCAGGGUUUUUUAAAAGAAGCAUCAGAAGGAACAGAAGCUAUGUCUGCAAAUCUGGAAAUCAGGGGGGUUGUCUAGUAGACAAGACGCACAGGAAUCAGUGCCGAGCGUGUCGUCUGAAGAAAUGCCUAGAAGUCAACAUGAACAAAGAUGCUGUUCAACAUGAGAGAGGACCAAGAACAUCCACCAUAAGGAAGCAAGUUGCUCUGUACUUCAGAGGACACAAGGAAAUAAAUGGAAGCACGCCACACUUUCCAUCAGCAGCACUGCCAGCCCCAACCUUCUUCACCACAGUUAGCCAAUUGGAACCACAUAACCUGGAGCUGACAGCUAUCUCCACUACCCCAGAAAGACAGACCUUGGUAGGACUUGCACAGCCAACCCCAAAGUACCCUCAUGAAGUGAAUGGAGCACCCCUUUAUCUGUAUGAGGUCGCCACAGAGUCAGUCUGUGAAUCAGCUGCACGGCUUCUAUUCAUGAGCAUUAAGUGGGCAAAGAGUGUACCUGCAUUCUCUACACUGUCGCUACAAGACCAGCUGAUGCUUCUGGAGGACGCGUGGAGAGAGCUGUUUGUUCUUGGAAUAGCACAAUGGGCGAUCCCAGUUGAUGCUAGCACACUUCUGGCUGUAUCUGGAAUGAACAGUGAUAACACAGAAUCUCAAAAGCUGAAUAAGAUCAUCUCGGAGAUCCAGGCUUUGCAAGAAGUGGUUUCUAGAUUUCGACAGCUCCGGCUAGACGCUACUGAAUUUGCUUGUCUCAAAUGCAUCGUCACUUUUAAGGCUGGUGUGCCUCCGCACAGUGGUUCUGAACUAAGGAGUUUCCGCAAUGCUGCUGCUAUCGCAGCCUUACAGGAUGAAGCACAGCUCACACUCAACAGCUACAUACACACCAGAUACCCUACACAACCAUGUCGGUUUGGCAAACUCCUAUUGCUUUUGCCAGCAUUACGCUCCAUAAACCCAUCUACGAUAGAAGAAGUUUUUUUCAAGAAAACAAUUGGCAAUGUUCCAAUAACGCGGCUACUUUCAGAUAUGUACAAAUCCAGUGACAUCUAACCUUAGGAGAAUAUCCUGAAAAUAAAGACUAUUGCAAAUGACUGUUUAAGCAGAUAUAUGAACAUUCCUUCAGAAGGCCAUGACCAGAAAGAAUAAUAUUUUUAGCAAAAAGCCAUCAUAUUGAUGAACAAGCUAUCCAACUACAUUUUACAAUGCACAAGAACUUGACUUCAAGAAGUGAUCCAUUUCAAACACUGAGAAGGUGGCUAAGUUACUCACUUCUAAGUUAAAAGUGCUGAGGCUAAAGUGCCAUUGUACAUAUGCAUACUACAUCUCGUCAAAAUGAAUCAACUAAAUGUCUUCAUCUUCUAAAAGAUGGGAAAAAAAGAACUGAAAAGAAACAGAAGGCAAGAUUUGCUAUGGUGGUAAUUGCCUGGUUUCAAGACUGCUAGAAAGAUAACAAAUUCUUGGGAAUAUGGCUGCUUUUAUUUAGACUUACUCGAAUUCCCGACCUUUGUUAUAUUACAUUUGUGACCACCUAAAGUUGCACAGUUGGCAUUUCCACAGUAGGAACAUUCUUCAGUUAAUCCUCAUAUGUAGCAUAGUCCUAUAUGGGCAUUGCAUAUGCGCUGGUGCCAUAAAAAUCACUUGUCUGGAGUGACUUGUUGGUCACUGGAAAGUUCCAGCCAUUAAUUUAGUACCUCAAAGGCUAUCAAUGUGCCACAAAGAUUAAUACUUUGCACUUCAGAGUGUUUGAAAGAGUUUCAAUAAAUUACUUUCCCAUAAAUCCACUCAAUUUGCUGCAACCUCAAGCAAUACUGUGACAAAACAUGCACAAUCCAUUUACUUAACCUUAGUAACAAUGUGAGCAAGUACUUAACCAAUGAUUAUUUCAGUUCCAAUCACUGCUUUAAUUUAUGUUUUGUAAGUUAGAAUUAUGUCAAAAAUCCUAUGUUUUACUAAGACACAAAAGCCUUUCUGGAGAUGGAACACAAGAGAACCAAAAGUGAAGGGAGGAAAUAUAGUCUGCAUAGGGUAUGAAAACCAAAGGCAAUAGUGUCCAAAUCACUACCAUAUAAUAAGCAAAUUAAUUCUUGCAUUAAAAAGUCUUCUAAGAACUGAUUAGAGGUUAAUAAAAAAUAAUUUGUUUAGUUAUUCUGGGCUCUAUGAAAUAUCACAACAAAAAAAAAAAACAUUGUUAUCAUUACACAACAUGUAGAAAGGGACCAUCCAGUAACAGUAUAAAGACAUAGCUGCUUUACUUUCAGAGUUUUGGUGUAAUAUUAGGUUCUAGCACUGAGGAAUAAAAUCAGCACUUCAACUAUCAUAGACAAGUAAAGAUUUUUCUUGUACAAAGUGUCGACUAAUUUGUGAAGAUAAAAGUUGUACUCAAUUUCUUUACAAAGAAAAAUAAACUAUAUUGAAUUUAAGCUU